CUUUAAGAACUGUGACACUCACCGCUAGGGGCCGUGGCUUCAUUCUUGCAGUCAGUGAGACCAAGAACCCACCAAUUCCGGACACAGUAAGACUGGGGCAAGAGGUGGAAGAGAUUUGCAAGAUUCAGUUGGUUUUAAAAACAUUCUACAAAGGAUAGGAUGCAGCUUAGCCUGAUGUGGUAUAUCAGACCUCAGUAAAGAAUAAAUUGUAUUCUUAUCAGACAGGCAGCAGAAUUCAUUAAGUACCAGCUGUGUCUGCCUCCUGCUUAAUUAGACACCAAUGUGUGUGGUGACUAAACUAAGAGUUUGAAAUGCCUUCAAAUUAUUUUUCUUCCUUUGCAAUUUUAUGACUUAUUCGGGAAUCAUAAUUUCCACUUAAGUUACCUUCGUCCUUCAUAAAAUCUGAUUAAACUGACUUGAACUUCAGCAUGAAAGUUUCAAGAACUAUGAUUGUUAUUAUUUUCGUGAGAAAGAACAAUGAAUAUGAUGCAAUCUAAUUGUUGUAGAUCAUCACUUCAAGGUGCCCGUGUCUUUCUAGUGUAAAAAUUAUUCUGGCCUCCGCUGCAUACAAAUCAGGCAACAAGAAUUCUACAAAUAUAAGGCAAAGUAACAUCCUAGACAUGGCUUUAGAGAUCCACAUGUCAGACCCCAUGUGCCUCAUCGAGAACUUUAAUGAGCAGCUGAAGGUUAAUCAGGAAGCUUUGGAGAUCCUGUCUGCCAUUACGCAACCUGUAGUUGUGGUAGCGAUUGUGGGCCUCUAUCGCACUGGCAAAUCCUACCUGAUGAACAAGCUGGCUGGGAAGAACAAGGGCUUCUCUGUUGCAUGUACCGUGCAGUCUCAAACCAAGGGAAUUUGGAUAUGGUGUGUGCCUCAUCCCAACUGGCCAAAUCACACAUUAGUUCUGCUUGACACUGAGGGCCUGGGAGAUGUCGAGAAGGCUGACAACAAGAAUGAUAUCCAGAUCUUUGCACUGGCACUCUUACUGAGCAGCACCUUUGUGUAUAAUACUGUGAACAAAAUUGAUCAGGGUGCUAUCGACCUACUGCACAAUGUGACAGAACUGACAGAUCUGCUCAAGGCAAGAAACUCAGCCAACCUUGACAGGGUUGAAGAUCCUGCUGACUCUGCGAGCUUCUUUCCAGACUUAGUGUGGACUCUGAGAGAUUUCUGCUUAGGCCUGGAAAUAGAUGGGCAACUUGUCACACCAGAUGAAUACCUGGAGAAUUCCCUGAGGCCAAAGCAAGGUAGUGAUCAAAGAGUUCGAAAUUUCAAUUUGCCCCGUCUGUGUAUACAGAAGUUCUUUCCAAAAAAGAAAUGCUUUAUCUUUGACUUACCUGCUCACCAAAAAAAGCUUGCCCAACUUGAAACACUGCCUGAUGAUGAGCUAGAGCCUGAAUUUGUGCAACAAGUGACAGAAUUCUGUUCCUACAUCUUUAGCCAUUCUAUGACCAAGACUCUUCCAGGUGGCAUCAUGGUCAACGGAUCUCGUCUAAAGAACCUGGUGCUGACCUAUGUCGAUACCAUCAGCAGUGGGGAUCUGCCUUGCAUAGAGAAUGCAGUCCUGGCCUUGGCUCAGAGAGAGAACUCAGCUGCAGUGCAAAAGGCCAUUGCUCACUAUGACCAGCAAAUGGGCCAGAAAGUGCAGCUGCCCAUGGAAACCCUCCAGGAGCUGCUGGACCUGCACAAGACCAGUGAGAGGGAGGCCAUUGAAAUCUUCAUGAAAAACUCUUUCAAGGAUGUAGACCAAAGUUUCCAGAAAGAAUUGGAGACUCUACUAGAUGCAAAACAGAAUGACAUUUGUAAACGGAACUCAGAAGCAUCCUCAGAUCAUUGCUUGGCUUUACUUAAGGAUAUUUUUGGUCCUCUAGAAGAAGCAGUGAAGCAGGGAAUUUAUUCUAAGCCAGGAGGCCAUAAUCUCUUCAUUCAGAAAACAGAAGAACUGAAGGCAAAGUACUAUCAGGAGCCUCGGAAAGGAAUACAGGCUGAAGAAGUUCUACAGAAAUAUUUAAAGUCCAAGGAGUCUGUGAGUCAUGCAAUACUACAGACUGACCAGGCUCUCACAGAGAAGGAAAAAAAGAAGAAAGAGGCACAAGUGAAAGCAGAAGCUGCAAAGGCUGAAGCGCAAAGGUUGGAGGCGAUUCAAAGGCAGAACCAGCAAAUGAUGCAGGAGAGGGAGAGACUCCAUCAGGAACAAGUGAGACAAAUGGAGAUAGCCAAACAAAAUUGGCUGGCAGAGCAACAGAAAAUGCAGGAACAACGGAUGCAGGAAGAGGCUGCACGGCUCAGCACAACAUUCCAAGCUCAAAACAGAAGCCUUCUCAAUGAGCUCCAGCAUGCCCAGAGGACUGUUAAUAACAAUGAUCCAUGUGUUUUACUCUAAAGUGCUAAAUAUGGGAGUUUCCUUUUUUACUCUUUGUCACUGAUGACACAACAGAACAAGAAACUGUAGAACUUGGGACAAUCAACAUUUAAAUAAAUUUUAUAAUUAUUUUUUCAAACUUUCAUAUAGAGUUAUAAGAUUAUGAUGCUGGUAUCUGGUAAAAUGUACAUCCCAGUAGUCCAAUAGUUUGAAUGAUUAUUGCUUCCUUUAAGAGACUAUAAAUUGUAUAAGGGACAUUGUAUCACUGCCUUCAUUUAUGCGUGAUAUUGGGAUGGUUUCAUCAGGAGAUGCUUUCCCUUGCAUCUCAAUGCCAUCUGUCUAAUUUCUCAUAAGGGGAUUAUGUUACCUAGAGCAGGACUUCCCAACCCUCAGGCCACAGACUAGCUCUGGUCUGUGGCCUUUUAGGAACCUGGCCACACAGCAGGAGGUGAGCAGCAGGUAAGUGAGCAUUACAGCCUGAGCUCCACCUCCUGUCAGAUCAGCAGUGACAUUAGAUUCUCAUAGGAGUGGGAACCCUAUUGUGAACUGUGCAUGCAAAAGAUCCAGGUUGUGUGAUCCUUGUGGAACAAUAUAAACCAGAAACCAAUAAUGCCACCCCACCUCCAACCCCCGCCAACCCUCUGUGGAUAAAUUAUCUUCCACGAAACUGGUCCCUGAUGCCAAAUAGGUUGGGGGACCGCUGACCUAGAGGGAGUUAUGCACAUGGGCUUGUAAGAUUAGCUGAGAGAAAGGACAAGAAGACCCAAACUCUGGCAAGCAAAUUUAUUAACCUGCCGGGCUGCUCCACAGAAAUCAGAGGAGGCAGCCGCUGGGCUUACAGGCUAAGGGGUAUAAGUAGGUCUGCAGGGGUUUUGUGUGUGUGUGCGGGGGUGUCGGUGGGGCAAGGCCAUUUUGGGGACUUUUCCUCCCAGUACGGCCACAUCCUGCAGUUUGUCAGUUUUUGCCCCCACCUGGCUCAGGGUACCAGGAUGUGGUUUAGCUUAGGGGUGGUUAUAGCGGCACCUAAGUUCUGGGAACUUGGGGUGGGGGCGACCUUUUGGAAGAAAAAUAAGCUGCAGGGCAUCUAGGGGAGGGGGCUUGUUAUAUUCCUCUGGGGGCAGGGUGUCCCUAACUGGGCUCAGUCGGAAGGAAUUUGACCAAAGUCUUGGCUCAGUUGGGCAUCACCCAGGCCAAUGGUCGUGUGCUGGAUGCCAUCAGAGGGAAGUACCAAUGGUAAAGUGGAAACAAUGUGCAGCUUUCAGCUGGGUGGAGGCUGCUAUUCUAUGGACAGUGAGAUGAUUCCUUGGCACUGUCAAUAGACAAUCUGCAUAGAGAAAUUCCAAGCUGAAAGCCAAUCAUGUUAUAAUAAAAUAGAGAUUCUUCAGAAGAUGAAAGGAAUUACCAGCAUGGAAAUUGUAUCACAGGCUUAAGGGCUAAAGAAGAAGCCUUUUCUUUUCUGUUCACCCUCACCAAGAGCACAACUCAAAUAGGGCAUUUUAUAACCUGAAACAAUUUAUAUUAGACUUAAUUAUUAUGUGUAAUGUGUUUAUAAUCCUUUAGAUCUUAUAAAUAUGUGGUAUAAGGAAUGCCAUAUAAUGUGCCAAAAAUCUGAGUGCCUUUAAUUUAAUGCUUAUAAUGCUAAAAAAUGAUCUUAAUUCUUUGCAAUUAUAUAUGAAAAAUGACUGAUUUUUCUUAAAAUAUGUAACUUAUAUAAAUAUAUUUGUACAGAUUUUAACCAUAAAAACAUUUUUGGAAAACCAUAAA
Messenger RNA from Pongo pygmaeus (Bornean orangutan), 4124 nucleotides. It is a transcript of the gene GBP5, whose product is annotated as guanylate binding protein 5. The record is from RefSeq and is a predicted model, not a curated record. Lineage: Eukaryota; Metazoa; Chordata; Mammalia; Primates; Hominidae. Bases 621 to 2381 code for a protein of 586 amino acids. Gene Ontology annotation, molecular function: GTP binding; GTPase activity. The transcript has 12 exons.